AUGUCGUUAAGUUCUCAGACAUCAUCAAGGAGAAGUUCGACAAACUCAGUCACAAGAUCAUCUACAUCAUCAUUAAAAGGUAAAACAACUGGAAGAAAGAGCCUUGAACCAAAAAAAAAUUAUGAUGAUCUUAAAGGUUUCUCACUUAAGGAUCUCCGUGAGAAGAAACAAGCAGCAAUUAAGGCUCUGAACUUUGAUGAAGCUGCUCGUAUCACUAGAUACAUGGCUGGCAAUAACGUUGAUGAAACUGCUACCUUUGCAGAGUCAUUGAAGAAUGAACUCUGCCAAAAUGUUGAUUACCUUUUAAGAACGUACGAUCUCUUCGAAAAAGAAGCAAAGAAGAAAUAUUUCGAAGAAGAAUCUAAAAUCCGUGCACAGAAGAAGGUUGUCUUUGAUAGAUUAGUUAAAGACUUCGAAGAUAAGGUUCACGCCUACGAAAUUGACCGUAAGAUUGACCUCACACUCGAAAAUCAACGUGCUGUUGGUCAACAACAAGCUCUUGAAGCUAAGGCACGCAAUCAUGCCAAGAACGACAACUUCGAGGAAGCUAAGCAAACACUCCAAGAAGCUAACGAAGUCGGAAACAUUGAGCGCCAGAGAAGAUGCUUAGUCGUUAACGACAAAUACGAUAAGCUUAUCGAAAACGCCGAGAUACAGCUUAUGAAUGACAUCCAGUCACUUCAAGCUCGCGUUGAAACAGAGAUUAACAAUGCAUUGGGAAGAUAUAACAAUGCUAUUGCCCAACAACAAAAGAUAACAGCUGCUCAGAUUGUCCAAGCUCCUCAAAAGUUACUUACAAAGAGAAUGUCCAGUGAAACAAAGAAAGAAACAACAGAAAUGAAAUCAAACGAAAAGAAACGUCAGGAUAACUCAAAGUUCAAACAAACAGCCAAAGAUACACUUCAGAAACUCGAAAAUUAUUUGAUCAGCAAAUUACAAGAUGAAGAUCGUAUGUUCGUUUUCGCGGCUCGCGGAAAUACUUAA
Trichomonas vaginalis G3 is the source of this 984-nucleotide messenger RNA. RefSeq names its product UvrB/uvrC motif family. The coding region runs from base 1 to 984 and encodes 327 amino acids. The record is from RefSeq and is a predicted model, not a curated record. Lineage: Eukaryota; Parabasalia; Trichomonadida; Trichomonadidae. The transcript has a single exon.